UUCACGGUGUGGUGUCGUCGAUAAGAAAAAAUAUUUUAUUAUGAACAUACACAUCUUUUAAUUUCCUAAAUAAAUAUUUAGAAAGAUUUUAAAUUUUCAUAUCCUAUAAAUCUGUAUUCGAUAUGGGUCCAAACAGAUUCAUAUCAUCUUUGUAUUUGUAUAGUUUAAUGUAGAAUAAAAAUCCCUGAAUUUUAAUAAUUUUAAUUGAAACAUUUCUAACGCAAUAAAAUGGACUCUCUUAUAGGUCCUAUACCGUUCAUGACCCGAAUAUACCUCUCCACGUCAGUCUUUCUGAUGAUAUUGUGUUCCUUGGACAUUAUUAGCCCAUUAAAUCUAUAUAUGAGCUGGACGUUGGUCUUUCAAGGUGAAGUUUGGCGUUUAAUUACAUGUUUUGUAUACUUCGGGUCGUUUGGAAUGAUAUUUUUCUGGAAUAUAUACGUUUUGAUCCACUACUGCAGCUCAUUGGAAAGUGUUACGAUGCAUAACAAGCCUGCAGAUUUCCUGUGGAUGCUGAUUUGCAAUGGAGCAAUGUUAUUGGCUUUGGCUCAAAUAUUUGGGCACAGUAUGUUCUAUGGAGGAACAAUGAUUAAUAUUUUAACAUAUAUUUGGGGAAGGAAAAAUCCAUAUAGUCGAGUGGGUAUAAUAUUUCUAUCGGUUCCAGCCCCUUAUCUACCAUGGAUUUUGGCUAUAUUGUCCUACAUGGCAGAUUAUUUACUUAAUGAAAAUCUCUUGGGUAUCUUCGUCGGUCACAUCUAUUACUUCUUUACGGAUGUUUUCCCCAAAAUGCCAAUCUCCGGUGGCCGUCAAAUCUUUGCAACGCCAGAGUUUUUGAAAAUUCUGUUAAAUCAAUACGGUUAAUGUAUUAUCGUUAAAUAUUAUCUCUUACUUCCUCUAAAAUUUAUAUAUGGACCACAUCAAUUAUCCACCUAAGUCAUCCACCUGGAACCCUGGGAGUAUCCAGAAGUCCCUUUAUCGACUCGUAUAACAUCUCCUUGGUCAUGAAAGACUCGUCAAGUGUUGUGGUUAAUUGAGAUAGAAGUUGAUCAAUGGAACUUAGCCUACUAGAAUAGUUUGAAAC
This is a messenger RNA of Theileria parva strain Muguga, 1078 nucleotides long. RefSeq names its product Der1-like family protein (gene DERL2). The transcript is spliced from 5 exons. Gene Ontology annotation, biological process: endoplasmic reticulum unfolded protein response. Gene Ontology annotation, molecular function: misfolded protein binding; ubiquitin-specific protease binding. Bases 229 to 858 code for a protein of 209 amino acids. Gene Ontology annotation, cellular component: Hrd1p ubiquitin ligase ERAD-L complex; endoplasmic reticulum membrane. The record is from RefSeq and is a predicted model, not a curated record. NCBI's taxonomy places the organism in Eukaryota, Apicomplexa, Aconoidasida, Piroplasmida, Theileriidae.